Messenger RNA from Cordyceps militaris CM01, 1881 nucleotides. Its product is annotated as WSC domain protein. Bases 1 to 1881 code for a protein of 626 amino acids. The record is from RefSeq and is a predicted model, not a curated record. NCBI's taxonomy places the organism in Eukaryota, Fungi, Ascomycota, Sordariomycetes, Hypocreales, Cordycipitaceae. The transcript has a single exon.
AUGAAGUUCACCACCGUCGCCGCUUUGACGUCUCUCCUGAGCGUCACCGCCGCCGCCAAGGACAAGCGUACCUUUGCUGUCCUCCACUUCACCAACAAGCAGCUCACCAUUGCUCGCGCCGAUCCCAUUGUUACCCCCGGCAAACCCUCGUCUCACGUUCACCAUGUUCUCGGCGGAAGCGGCUUUGGUCUUUCAUCCACUGGAGAGGAUCUCAAAAACUCAAAGUGCAGUACUGCAAAGGUCAAGGGCGACAACUCCAACUACUGGUUCCCCUCGCUCUACUUCAAGGACCCCAAAUCCGGCAAUCUCGAGUCCGUCGAGCUCUUCUACGCCAAUGUCUACUACUUCUUCGAAGCCACCAACGACGAUAUCAAGGCGUUCCCCAUGGGCCUGCAGAUGUUCACUGGCGAUCCCACUACCCGCUCACCUCCCACGGCCGGCGCCAAAUCAAACUUUGACCCUUCCAAGGGCCCCGUCAACGGUAUCAAGUGGACCUGCCCUCGCAAGGACCUAGACCGACCUGGCUGGCCCGUCAACUCCAAGGGCCUCAUGGCCGGCAUGCAGGACCCCCAAAACAAGGGAGAGGGUGUCGGCUUCCCUGAUGUCGAAUGCGACGGCUAUGCCUCGCCCCUCCGUGCCGAUGUUCACUUCCCCUCUUGUUACAACCCUCAGGCCGGCCUGACCGACUACAAGAACAACAUGGCCUGGCCCCAGGACAACAACGGCAAGGCUGACUGCCCCAAGGGUUGGAUUCACGUCCCUCACAUCUUCUUUGAGGCGUACUGGAACACACCUGCUUUCUCUGGACGCUGGGAGCAGGGCAAGGGCCAGCAGCCUUUUGUCCUUGCCAACGGUGAUACCACCGGUUACAGCCUGCACGCCGACUUCAUGUCCGGCUGGGAUGAGCCCCUUCUUCAGCACAUCAUCGACACUUGUGAUACUGGCACCUCUGGUAUGGAAAACUGCGCCGGCCUCUUUUACGGUCAGAACAAGGAUGAGUGCACCAUUGAGUCGCCCGUCGCUGAAACGGUCGUUGGCACCAUGCCUAACCUGCCUGGAAACAACCCCCUUACUGGAUGGUCGUAUGGCGCCGGCGAUGGUGGUCAGUCUCCCCAGCCUAGCCAAGGCCAGUCUUCCAGCGCCGCUGCUGGUCCCAGCAGCAGCGCGUCUUCUGCCCCUGCCUCUUCGGCCCCUGCCUCUUCUGCUCCUGCUUCCUCUGCUCCUGCUUCCUCUGCUCCUGCCUCUUCGGCCCCCGCCUCUUCGGCCCCCGCUUCCUCUGCUACCGAGCCCCCUAAGACUUCUGAGGCAACUCCCAAGCCCACUUCCCCCUCCGAGUCUGGCUCUCCUAUCAAGUCGAGUGCGUCGUCUCAAACCAGCGGUGCCCCUUCGCCCACCCUCUCCGGCGCACCUGUUAGCUCUGACCAGUGCAAGCCCGCGACUGUACACACCAUUUACAGGACUGUCACCGUCACCGGCAGCGCCCCUGCCAGCACCAGCACCAGCGGCGCUGGCGCUGAUGUUGGCGGCUUCAAGUAUGCUGGCUGCUUCAAGGACACUUCGAACCGCGCGCUCAAUGGCAAGGUUCGCCCUAACAUCGGCAGCAUGAGCAAUGAGAAGUGCGUCGCUGAGUGCAAGAAGCUUGGCUUCUCCGCCGCCGGUACCGAGUACGGUGGUCAGUGCUACUGUGGCAACGAGCUCGAGAGCUCGGAGCGCCUCGAAGAGUCCGCUUGCAACGCCGCCUGUGAGGACAAUGCCUCGUCCAUGUGCGGUGGCAGCUGGGCUUUGUCUGUCUACAGCGAGACUGGUGAGGUCAGCAUGAAGAACUCCCAGCGCCGCCGCCACAUGCACGAUCACAUGAAGCGCCGCUCUGGCCGUUUCUAA